AACAAUACUGGUGAUAAGAAGUUUUACAGUCUAACUUGAAAAUAUGUCUACUAAUGAGGACGAUAAAGAAGAAUAUUUUCUGAGGGCUUCUCUCCUGCUGCUGAAGGGAGGAGGGUUGAUGUCGAAAGAAACUCUGAACAGAGAAGUGCAGAAAGCUGGGGAAAAUCUCGAUGUACUUCUUAAAAGGCACAAGGGCAACCUCAAACACAAAUUUUCUACGGAACAGAGAAAUAAGCUGUGCCUUGACGGCGGAACAACUUGCGUAGAGCAAUGGGAUUUAGCUAUGCUAACACUAGUACCAUUGACAGUUUUUAAGCUAUCACUUAACGAAGAUGAGAAAAAAGCAUUGAAAUGUAUAAAGUACAAGAGGGAUACAGUUUAUGCUCAUACGCAUUCUUCUGUCCUAUCUUUUGACGAUUACGACGACAUCCGGAAUGACCUAGAGAAGGCACUUCAUGUUCUGUCGAAUGGGUUGAGCGACUAUGUGAAAGACGAGUGUGAUAAGAUAAUUCAACAGUGUACAACUGGACCAAUCAGCCCCUCAGUAAAAGCUGAACUUUCUAAACAGUUAAAGGGUACGGAGGACUUAGUGAAGGCUGUAAUGACGAAAUUAACGGACACGCACAAAGCUAUUAUGGAUAUGAGAAAUGAAAUCAUGGAAAAACUAGAAAAGAUGAGCAUGAAUCAGGACAGAAGUGAAAAAAUUAUCAAAGUGAUCUGCACAGAGCUUACUUUGAGCGGAGCUGAAAAUGAAAGCGAUGACAUUGACUUUGUUGACGAAAUAGUAACAACGGUUAUUAACAAAGCGACAACGAAAGUGGGAAAUAAUGACUAUCCUAAAAUUCACCUUGCUGUUAAGAAUAUUCUUAGGGAAAUCGAAAACAUUCCUGAUGUGAAAAUAUUACCAGCAGCACAAAAGUGCGUCCUCCUUAAAUUCGAAUGUACAACUUAUACAAGUAUCUUGCAAAUGCUCAGGUAUUUGGAGAGCGAAAGCUUCUUGGAGUUGCUGAAAGAGCUUGCAAGUGCAGUGAAUACUGAUCUACCUGAUGCAAAGGGACCAUUUCGGGUCGAUGCGACAGUUACAACAGAUUGCAUGACGGAGCUUUUAGAUGCAUUAAGAGCUGAAACAUCAUCGAGGUAUACACGUUCCAUCAGAAUGCAAACAGAGGUUCAAACAGUACAUGGAGUCAAACAUAUAUGGUCUCUCUUUGAAAAAGGAGGAGUCACAAAUACCUUACAGAAAUUAUCAGAAGCAGUAUUUGAUGAGUUAAAGACAAGAAUAACAAUAACACCUUCGAUAGAUGUAGGGCAAGUAUAUGACGCCCUAAAAGAAGCAGAUGUACAGUCAGGUGGGUCAAUGCAAGAGUCACAUGUAGCCAUUAGAGACGGUGCUCAUCAUCACGAACAAAUUGAGAGUGGAUCAAGCAAACAUG
Mercenaria mercenaria is the source of this 1433-nucleotide messenger RNA. RefSeq lists its product as uncharacterized. The transcript is spliced from 5 exons. The annotation marks the transcript as partial. Lineage: Eukaryota; Metazoa; Mollusca; Bivalvia; Venerida; Veneridae. The record is from RefSeq and is a predicted model, not a curated record.